AUGGCCUUUGCAUCUGCUGGACAGACACACACACUUACUCUCACCCUUGCCCUCCUUCUGGCCGCUGCGCAGGUGACUGGUGCACCUGUGGCCGGAACACUACAUCACACCCUACUAGCGCGCCAAGCUGAAAGCAUUGCUGCCAAGUCUACGAGUAAAGCUGGGCAUCAUUCGCAUUCGCACAAAUUGGCCAGCAAGCACUCCACGACUUCCAGCGCAGACGCACUCACGUCGUCGCUGGACGCACAAGCACCCAUGACAACAACAGCCUCCGUGGUGGCCUUGCCGCAUUCUUCGACGACGCAUUCUACCAUGUCGCGCGCCGCCCAUGUACCGCCGACCAAGCCCCGUACACUCACAUCCGCCCCGAGUCAUCACCUUAGUGCAGGCGCUAUUGCCGGGAUUAUCGUGGCCGUGCUGGCUGUGUGUAUCGUGCUUGCUGUCAUAGGUGCACGGUGGUGGUGCCAGCGACGCAGGAAGUCCACCGGUGAGGUGCCUUCCAAAGAGGCGGAUCCGCAAUGGACCAUGUCGGAGAAGGGCCUGCCAGCGCUGCCGACUAUGCGUCCCCUCAUGUCGACGGUAUCGCGCGGCACUCUCAACCGAUUCCAGUCGUACCAAGAGAAGCCACCACUGCGCCCUAGUCCCGAACCCGCUCAAGGCCCUAUCUACCCUGGCCAUGUGAGCCGUCUGUCAGGCGGUGAUUGGGAUGGCGCAAGUGUGAACUCCAAGCACAUGUCAGCCUAUUCUUUGGACUCGAAGCAUUCUGGCGAUACGCAACAUCUACGUCAAAGCAACCUGCACGAACCCUGCGUAACGCAUGGGGCAGGUGACUGGGUCAUUCAUGCGUACGAAGAGAUGGACGAUGAAGAACACGUCGUUCACCCCUCUUCGGCACGAGAUGCCCGUGUGUAA
Messenger RNA from Malassezia pachydermatis, 912 nucleotides. RefSeq lists its product as hypothetical. Lineage: Eukaryota; Fungi; Basidiomycota; Malasseziomycetes; Malasseziales; Malasseziaceae. The record is from RefSeq and is a predicted model, not a curated record. Bases 1 to 912 code for a protein of 303 amino acids. The transcript has a single exon.